This is a messenger RNA of Enterobius vermicularis (human pinworm), 936 nucleotides long. The record is from the annotation of a GenBank genome assembly. Lineage: Eukaryota; Metazoa; Nematoda; Chromadorea; Rhabditida; Oxyuridae.
GGCAUAUUUCCUCAAUUGCUACAGGAGUAAUAUAAUCAAGCAGUUGCAGAACCAAAAUCUUCGCAGAAUGUCGGCAGACGCAGAAAAUGGUACAAUACCGUUGAUGAAUCCGAUACUCGCUCAGGAAAGCGAGGAUCACUUGUAUCAUUUCGGAAUUCUGCGAAGUGCCGUCGAUUUGCCAAAAAUGUUUGGUGAUGUUAAGUUUGUAUGCUGCGGAGGAAGUCCAACACGACUUGCAUACUAUGCUGAAGUGUUUGCCAAAGAUGUGGGAUUAGAAUUUGGAAAAAAUUUAUCUAAUUCAGAUCGCUAUGUGUUGUACAAAACUGGACCAGUAUUAUGGGUUAAUCAUGGAAUGGGUGGGCCAUCACUCAGCAUUAUGAUUAUUGAAAUCAUCAAACUGCUGCACUAUGCCAAUGCUAAAAAUGUAACCUUCUUCCGACUAGGUACCUCAGGUGGCUUGGGUGUGCCGCCGGGCACAGUAUUGAUUUCAAGUGGUGCAGUAAAUGGUGAAAUGCAAGAGUAUCAUAUACAGUAUAUCAUGGGAAAAAAGACUCUUCGGCCGACUGUGCUUGAUCAAGAGCUAAAGGAUGAACUGCUUGCUUUAGCCAAAGAACUUAAACUUCCUGUUGAUUGCGGACAAGCCAGGUUGGAUGGAGCCUUUUGUGAGUAUACAAAGAAAGAUAAGUUUGCCUUCUUGGAAAAACUGUAUGCUGAGGGCAUUCGUAAUAUUGAAAUGGAAUCAACUUGCUUUGCUGCGAUGACCCAUCGAGCUGGAAUCAAAGCAGCGAUCGUUUGUGUAACCUUAUUGAACCGUAUGAAGGGCGAUCAAGUACAAGUAGAAAAAUCCGAAUAUAAAGACUUUGAAACUAGGCCUUUCAAGUUAAUAACAACUUAUAUAAAAAAUAAAAUCGCUGCAUCAGGCAAGAAGCAAUAAAC